Molecule: messenger RNA, 7148 nt
Organism: Antechinus flavipes (yellow-footed antechinus)
Lineage: Eukaryota; Metazoa; Chordata; Mammalia; Dasyuromorphia; Dasyuridae
Gene: RIPOR2
Product: RHO family interacting cell polarization regulator 2
Exons: 22
Coding region: 2403-5447 (1014 amino acids)
Source: RefSeq, a predicted model, not a curated record
UCCUCACUUUAGGUCUGAUGCUCUAUCUACUGCGCCACCUCGAUGCCCCUAUUAUUAUUAUUAUUAUCUUAAUGAAUACACUGGAACUUCAUUAUAAAACAUAAACCAGAAUACUAAGUAAGGUGGGUCAACAAUGGACGCUAUCCAAAUAUAACCACAGCAUUGAAGCAAUAUCUACAUUCGUAUGAUUCUUUAAAGUUUUUUAUACGCUUUCAUUUCCAAUUUGCUAAUUUGAUGCUAACAACUAGCCUUUAAAAUAGGCAAAAUAAAUGGAAUUAUGUAUUUUAAGCUCUAUUUGCCUACAGCAGACAGAUCUUAAAUCACUCAUCGCCUAUUCUUCUGUCAGCCAUAUAGGCUUAGUAAUUAUCGCUGCACUCAUACAAUCCCCCCUUAGUUUCAUAGGAGCAACUGUACUAAUGAUUGUCCACGGAUUACAUCUCAGAAAACUGAGGCACAGAGAUGGUUUAUUUGGAGUUCAGGUGAUAAUAGAAGUCAGUUUUCCUGACUCCCCAGCCUGUGGUACUUCCUCAUCUCAAAAUUGUCAAGUCGAAUUAGUAAAACAGCUCCUCAAAGGUGAACCUUAAGGAUUAAAUACAAGUCAAGUGAACCAGAGGUUUUGAGGUGGGAUGGAAAAGACUCUAGACUUGAAGAUUUUAUAGGUCAGCUUCUCUUCCCCAGAACGUAAACUCUUUGAGAACAGGAAUUAUUAAUUUUUUUUUUGGUUUUGGUUUUGGUUUUGUACAUUUAGUUCCUAGCAAAGCCCUUCUGGUUGUGCUUAAUAUUUUAGUGAAUCGAAUUAAAGAAGAAUUCGGAGUUUACACUGCUCCCGGGAGAAGUAUUCUUCCCACCAAUGCGGUCUACUCAAAUUUUCUUAAAGUAUUUUUGUCUAGGUUUAUUCUAGUCCCCAGUCCUCCUUAUCUUCUAAUAACCUUAUUUGUGUUUGGGUUUUUUUUUUUUUAUUAUAGCUUUUUAUUGACAAAACAUAUGCAUGAGUAAUUUUUCAACAUUGACCCUUGCAAAAACUUCUGUUCCAACUUUUCCCCUCCUUCCCUUCACCUCUUUCCCUAGAUGGCAGGUAGUCCCAUACAUGCUAAAUAUGUUAAAGUAUAUGUUAAAUACAAUAUAUGUAUACAUAUUUAUACAGUUAUCUUGCUGCACAAGAAAAAUCUAAUUUAGAAAGAAGGUAAAAAUAACCUGGGAAGAAAAACAAAAAUGCAAGCAAACAAUAACAGAAAGAGUGUAAAUGCUAUGUUGUGGUCCACACUCAUUUCCCAGUGUUCUUUUACUGGGUGUAGCUUUUACCUUAUUUAUGUUGAUGUCCUAGUGUACUAAAUACGCUAGCUUGUUGGGCUCUGGACCUUAGACACUAAGUAGUUUUUUUGUUUGUUUGUCUUUGUAUCUCCAGCACCUAGCACCUGUGCCUUUGUGUAUAGUAAGCCCUUAAUUAGGGUUUGUUGAAUGGAGAACAAAGAAAACAUACUCUUUCCCUUGAAAACAAACUGUAACCAUCAGCUUCCCCUGCUCCUUCAAAGGCAGCCCCAUGUGAUAAAGUAGGGGACUUUUAUACAUCACCUUUUGGAGAUGUGCUACUCUAGAUUUCUCAAUGUGCGUCCUCUAUUUAGAAGGGCAAAGUCUCCAGUCUCUACUACUUUCUUUCUCUCAUCCCAGCCAGUGUACAUUCCCUGCACUCACGCUCCUGAGGGAACUGGAGAGAGGUGGCACCUAGAAACUAGCAAAAGUGACUUGCAUGCCAGAGAGCUCAGCUGAAGAACGGAAUGAAGGUUCAGCCUCCUGGAGUUGGGUGAAAGUUAGCUGCCAAGCAGCUGUCUCCACAAUCCUUGUGCUUCCCACUCACUGGAGACUGGAGAAGAAUCUGCCAGGAUCUGCCGCCCGCCCGUGCUGCUGCUGCCGCUGCUGCGCUGCUGCUGCACGAGUGGCUUCCUCUCCACUCCCUCCCUCACUGAUUUUUUCUCCCUGCCUUCCAAUCCCUCCCUUUUCCCCUCCUUCCCUCUCUCCUCGGAGCUCUUAGAGACAUACUUGCUGUCCUUCUAGCGUCGGUAACUUUACCAGGGGGAUAUAGCAGCUGUGGUUGCCACUUCGAUCAGGGAAUUGCAUGACCUCAGGCAACCCGACUAAGGGCCAUUCAGCCUAGCCGAACACCUUUUUCUCUAUUUUUUUUUUUUUUUUGCCUUUUUAUGUGUCUUUCCUUUAAAGAAAAAAAAAAAAAAAUCAACCAAAGUACCAAGAAAUCCAGAGCUGUCUGCAAGGUUGUCAGAUCCCAGGGAUUCUUUAAGAGGCUUUUAUUUUUCGAGGGGAGCUCUGAGGGCUGGUGCUGAACUUGUGCCCCGUGUCAUGAAAGGGAGCCUUCACCUCUAGGAAUAUCAACCAGACUCCCAGAAAUCAUGUUGGUAGGAUCUCAGUCAUUCUCCCCAGGAGGUCCCAAUGGAAUUAUUAGAAGCCAGUCCUUUGCUGGUUUCAGUGGCCUUCAAGAAAGGCGAUCCAGGUGUAAUUCAUUCAUUGAAAAUACUUCAGCACUCAAGAAGCCUCAGGCCAAAUUAAAGAAGAUGCACAAUUUAGGCUACAAAAUUAACAGCCCUCCCAAAGAGCCUCAGCCUAAAAGGGUGGAAGAGGUCUACCGAUCCUUAAAGAAUGGACUUGAUGAGUAUCUGGAGGUUCAUCAGACAGAAUUGGACAAGUUGACUGCUCAGUUAAAAGAUAUGAGAAGAAAUUCUCGCCUGGGUGUUCUGUAUGACUUAGAUAAGCAAAUCAAAGCAAUCGAAAGGUACAUGAGACGACUGGAGUUUCACAUCAGUAAGGUGGAUGAACUCUAUGAAGCCUAUUGUAUCCAAAGACGUCUCCAAGAUGGUGCUAACAAAAUGAAACAAGCUUUUGCCACCUCCCCAGCCAGCAAAGCUGCCAGAGAGAGUUUAUCUGAAAUCAACAGGAGUUACAAGGAAUAUACUGAGAAUAUGUGCACCAUUGAAGCAGAGCUGGAGCAUCUUUUGGGGGAGUUUUCCAUCAAGAUGAAAGGCCUGGCUGGCUUUGCUCGGCUCUGUCCUGGAGAUCAGUAUGAAAUAUUCAUGAAAUAUGGCCGACAGCGGUGGAAACUCAAAGGCAAAAUAGAAAUGAAUGGCAAACAGAGUUGGGAUGGUGAAGAAAUGGUUUUUCUACCUUUAAUAACUGGAUUGAUUUCUAUUAAGGUCACAGAACUCAAAGGGCUUGCAACUCAUAUCCUAGUAGGAAGUGUCACUUGUGAGACAAAGGAUCUUUUUGCAGCCCGACCUCAGGUGGUAGCUGUUGACAUCAAUGAUCUUGGCACCAUCAAAUUAAACUUAGAAAUCACUUGGUAUCCCUUUGAUGUGGAGGACGUGACCUCAUCCACAGGCAACGGGAAUAGGGCCACAGCUCUCCAAAGAAGAAUGUCCAUUUACAGCCAAGGAACUCCGGAAACUCCUACUUUCAAGGAUCACUCAUUUUUUUCUAAUCUCCCUGAUGACGUCUUUGAAAAUGGAAUGGAAGUUGAAGAAAAAAGGCCAUUGUCACUGAGUUUUUGUGACUUGCCCAGUGGGGACUGUGCCUCAUCUUCCAAAUCAAGUGGCUCCUCUAUUAACAUUGGUCAGUCUAAUCCAGAAAUUACUGUUACCCCAGCAGAGCAUAACCUCAGUAGUGUGGCCUCCCAGACUUCCCCUAGGGAUGAUCCCCUAGGGAUUCCAGGCUCUUCCAGAAAUUCCAUUGUGGAAGCCCAAGAUCCAAAGCCAUCGGAGCACACAGAAGUCCCCUCGACUGCUUCUGAAGUGUGCCAACAAACGCCGGGCACAGGCGGUGACAGCUUGUUCCUGGAGAAUCAUGUGGCUGUCUCACUUCUGCAAGAUUCAGAUGAGGUUUCUGAGCUGAAGCCUGUAGAAUUGGACACCUUUGAAGGAAACAUCACCAAACAGCUUGUCAAGAGGCUCACCUCGACAGAGGUGCCAGUGAUUCCUGAGAGACUCCAGUUUGAGGGUUCAGUCAGUGGAGAAUCAGAAGGCUGUAGAUCCUUCUUAGAUGGGAGCUUAGAGGAAGCAUUUCAGGGGCUUUACCUAGCACUAGAACCCCAUAAAGAGCAAUAUAAAGAGUUCCAAGAUUUGAAUCAAGAGGUGAUGCACCUGGAUGAUGUUCUCAAAUGCAAGCCAGCAGGAAGCCACAGCCGGUCUUCUAGUUUAAGUCUUACAGUUGAGAGUGCUUUAGAAAGCUUUGAUUUCCUGAACACCUCUGACUUUGAUGAGGAGGAGGAUGGUGAGGAGGUUUGUAAUGUUGGAGGAGGUGCUGACUCAGUAUUUUCAGACACUGAGAUUGAGAAAAAUAGUUACAGAUCAAUACACCCCGAGGCCAGGGGGCAUCCUAGUGAAGCGCUGACAGAAGACACAGGAGUCGGUACCAGUGUAGCGGGAAGCCCUCUUCCCCUGACCACAGGAAAUGAAAGCCUUGAUAUCACCAUAGUUAGGCACUUGCAGUACUGCACGCAGCUUAUACAGCAAAUUGUGUCCUCAAGCAAAACUCCAUUUAUAGCAAGAGAUCUCUUAGAGAAGCUCUCUGGACAGGUUCAAGUGAUGGAGAAACUUGCAGCUAUCAGUGACGAAAAUAUGGGAAACAUCAGCUCUGUCAUAGAGGCUAUCCCAGAAUUCCAUAAAAAGUUGUCACUCCUAUCCUUUUGGACAACAUGCUGCAGUCCUGCAGGGGUCUACCAUGCCUCAGUUGACAGGGUGAUGAAGCAGCUCGAGGUCAAUUUUGCCAGAAUUGUCAACAAAGAACACCCAGGACUUGCGGAAACAGCAUUUCGAACAUUGGUAUCUCGAAUUCUGGAUCGGGCAGAACCUCUGCUUUCUUCCAGCCUCUCCGCCGAGGUCAUCACCGUUUUUCAGUAUUACUAUUACUUUGCCAGCAAUGGUGUGAGUGACCUUGAGGGUUACUUAAUUCAGUUGGCUAAGCAAGCUGCAAUGGUACAAACUCUCCAAUCAUUAAGAGAUGAAAAGCUGCUACAAAAUAUGACUGAUCUCACAGCCAACAACCUCCCAGUCCAGCAGGAAGUGCUCCGAACCCUGGCUUUUCUUCUGACUGAAAACAAUGAUGAGAUUAGUCAGGCUGUGACAUUAUAUUUGGCAGCAGCAUCCAAAAAUAAGCAUUUCAGGGAAAAGGCCUUACUAUACUACUGUGAGGCACUGACAGAAACAAACCUUCACCUUCAGAAAGCAGCAUGCAUGGCCCUGAAAAGUCUUGAGGCUACUGAAAGCAUUAAAAUGCUGGUAAGUCUGUGCCAGUCUGAUAAUGAAGAGAUCAGGAAUGUGGCAUCUGAAACGCUGCUCUCUCUUGGAGAAGAUGGGCGGCUGGCUUACGAGCAGCUGGAUCAGUUUCCUCGAGAUUGUGUGAAGAUUGGGGGUCGUUAUGGAAAUGAAGUUGCCACCGCUUUCUAACUGCCUACUAACCCUUUGCUGAUGUUUAAAGGCCAUGGCAUCUAGCUUUCCUGCCUGGGAUGGUGCUGUUAUUUAGCUGGGGAGAAGAGGCAAUGGAGAGAUGCUCUUAAAAGGGUGGAGAGACUUGGUUAUUUACAGAACAAAUUCAAAUCGGGCUACUUGGUUCCCAUCACUUGUUUCCUUUGCCUAAUGAUAGAGUCUCUGAGUGUAUGGACUUGUUGAUAGCUCCUAGCAACACUCAGUAUAAUUCUGUCUCCUCUGGAGUGGAUGAUAUUUUAAAGAUGGACAUCUCAGCUUUUUACAUGCAUUGUAUUUUUUUAAUGGAAGUUUUCCUGUAAGUUUGAAAUAAUUCAUGUGAUGUUUUAUCUCAGCAAAGGAAAAGUGAUCUCUGUAAGGAGGGACUAAGAAGAAAAGGAUUUUGUUUUGAUUUUUUUUUUGUUAUUACAAGCUACAGUAAAUGUCAGUUGCCUUGUGGUUUUCUCUCUAUAAUGGACUCAGGGUUGAAUUACUUCUUUGGAUUUCUAAUGUCCUUUGGAAGAACACAAAAAAGGACUUCCACAAAUUUAGUCUAUAAAAUGAAGUGGGAUGUUAGUUUAUCAACUUAAUUUUUGAACAUCCACAUAACCUUUUACUUCCCUUUUUCAGUCAUCAACAUUACCCCUCAAUAAUUCACAAAUUUAAUGUCAAUUCUUUUGAAAAGUCAGAUUAUUUUCUAAGAUCUAUAAGUUAAAGUUACACCCACUCAUAUAUAUGUGUGUAUAUAUAUUCAAUUGAGAAAAUUUUAAGAUUAAUUUGGUUUUGGAUUAUUAAGAAGCAGGUGUUUCACUCUCCAAGUAUAUUCCUGGGUAUUUUGUCACUAUCAUACACUAGAACUAAAAUAGAGUUAUAGGGUUAAAAGGCUCCUUGUGAUAUGCUUAGGGUAGAGGAAGACUAGGAGAGAUCCUUCACUCUUCAAAAGAAAUGGGUGAAAUGUGAUAGGGUGUCUUUGAUCCUUAAAGAGACUCUGAUGCAAAGUUAAAGCAAGAUGCCUACCAUCCAGAUAUACCUCUUCAGUGCUUGUGCUUCAGAGACUGCCUCACUGUAGGUUUGAGACAGCAACAUCAGGAUGCUAAGUUAGUGUGAGAUGGUUAAAGCAGUUGACAUUAAGUAAUGACUCGUCUCCCUAAAAGUACAAAAAGUAGGAUAUACCAAGGUAUCUUAUCAGUCCUUAAAAAAUUAAAAAGAAUAUGAGCUCCAGGAUCCAACUUGGUCCAAUACCCUGUUUAGAUGUCAGUUAAACUCAUCAAAAUUUUUAUAUAAUUCAAAGAUCAAAAACAAAGCACUUCAUUUAAAAAUGUUUCCAUUGUUUGCCAGACUUUCUGGUAAAUCACUGUUUCAACUGUGAAUGUUAUUAAUGAUGUAAAUAUUUGUAAAUUUAUAAAUAUCACAUAAAUAUAUAGCCUUUAUUGAAAAAAUACAUUUGUAUAGUCUAAAAUGUUUACUUGUUUAAUGGAUGAAAUGGUUCUUUUCAUGAAAAGUAAAAGCUGUUUUUAUAUAUACAUAUAUAUUAUGUCUAUUGCAUGAGCUGAUGAUUCCAAACCUUUUUGUAUUGACUUUGGCUUUUUUUGGUGGGGAGGGGCUUCUAGUUUUGUGACAUUUGUACUCAUCACUCUCAUGAUCACAUAAAUUAUAAUAAAGAUUAUUUUUGAAUUAACUAAUAAA